GCCAAUCAUGGCGGCUGCUUGUGAGAGGCUGGACGAACUUGUGAAAGAUUAUCUCCUUUACCGUGGUUUUACUGCCACAGUGAAGAUUUUUGACCACGAAAUGAAGCACGAUAAAGACAAAGGGCUCAGAGCUGACAAGAUUGUUGAUCAGCUGCUGGCAUAUAUUAAUGCCUCUGACCUGUCCCAUUUUCGUGAUUACUGGCUUUAUCUUAGCCAAAAUUUUUUUUCACGUUUAGAUCAACGAUACAGUGUCAGUGUGCGGAAGUUGGAGGUCAGUCUUCUGAAGCUAUACCUGGUUACAGCUCAGAUGUAUAACCGAAAAGAUCAAAUUCGGGAAGUCUUUGAGAAGCUGAGCUCAGAUCUUCAGAAUCAACAAGAAUUUAAGGAAUGGUUUGCAUUUCCCUUUAUAGCAAAUCCAGCAGAAAACAGCAGCUUUGGCUUGUAUUUCACUCGACAGUGGCAAGAGACUCUGACGCUGUCUUUGCACAACUUUCUGCAAGUCAUCCUGCAAGCUAUGCCAGUUCCAAUUCUUCUGAAUUUUGAUCAUGACUACCGACAAAUGAAAACUCUGCAAGAAGAGAAUGACAUGUUGAAAGAAAAGCUGCUGCAAGGAGGCCAGGGCAUGGAUAAAAAAGGACUGGAGUCCAGAUCAGCCAAGUCGGGCAUUGUGAUGGCUUCUCAAGCUGUACCUGAGCUAAUCUAUGAUUUCUCUGGACUGGCCAAGGAGACGGAGACUGUGACUGCAAAGCAAAAGUCCUCACGGCGGUUUCCCAUAACCCUUGCAUCACCACUAAUGAGGAGAAGCAAGUAUGAAAUGCCAGCUGAUAACACCUCACCUCCAUUAAACAGUUACAAACUGCAGCAAAAACACAAAGCAGUCACACUGCAGCCUGAUUCGCGUUCUUUCAACCAGUCAUUUAAUAAUUGCACCUCGACAAUCCCAGCACCAGUGGAGAGGCCAGUACUUCAGCCUUCUGUGUCAUUUCCCGGAUCAUCCUUGAUCAAAAAGUUUCCUGGAAUGGGCUCCCCCAGCUCAGCUCACAGAGGACAAUCUGUGGUGAGACAGGAUUCUUCCAGUAAUUUGGAGCUUCAACAAGUGGUGCUAAUGGGAGGCCAGCAGACAUCAAUAGAACAUGAAAUUGUUGCUAGCGGACAUACCAAAGGUGGGAAGGAACUAAUCAGCUUUCCGCCAUACAACAGCCCUCAGUCAGAACUGAGUGCAUCGCAAGCACUUGGUGAUGAAAAGCUACUGCUUGAAAAAGACAAGUCUGCCAGACCCCUGUCUCCAGUCCAGGUGCCCUUUGAUGUUGAGGAAACUGCAGAAAUGUUGGCUGCAGGCAGUGACCAGGAGCUUCAAUGUAUUGAUGUUUUGCGGUUACAACAAACAGGAGAAAAGUCAGGUGCAUCAUGUCCAUUCUUAAGACUGAACGAGGAUGUUUACAAGGAGCACCAGUCCAGCAUUUGUUGUAGCCGGUUUAGCCUGAGUGGUCAGCAUGUAGCCAGCCUAGACAUGGAUGGCAUAGUCAAGGUGUGGUCCUGGAGUCCACAGCCCUCUACAACAGCCACAGUUAUGUCUCGCUCACCUUUCUUGUCACUGGACUGGGCAAGCAAGUCAGACAGAUGGCUGUUGUUGGGAAAUAAUAACGGCUGCAUUCGACUGUUUGAUACACGAGAAUUAAAAACUUUUGGAGAGGUGACUGUAGAACCGCCCUUUCUCAGCGUGCGCCACUUGACUACUUGCCCAGCCUCUAUGAGGUUUGCCUCAAGUUUGGUCACCAUCGGUACAGUACCCAGCAAGAAAUCAGAGAGUGGCAGAAUUGCAUGCUGGGACCUCAAGACCUUGAAACAUGUGCAAUACUUGACUGUGGAGCCCGAGCCGGUGGCAAUAAACUGCUGUGUGUACAACUUCACCGGCCAGACCCUCUUACUGGGGGGGUCUGAUGGGGUUGUACGUCUUUUUGACACUUCUCAAGGAAGAUGUGUUUCAAGCUGGAAUGCCCAUAAGAGUCCUGUGCAAACCUUGUAUUAUGGCCAUCGGGAAUCUACCUUCUUUAGUAUGGGUCUGGAUAACAAGCUGAGUGAAUGGAGCCUCAACAAUCCAAAAGAACCGCUGAGACAGAUUCUUGUCAAGAGUGGAGACCAUUCUGCAGGCUUAACAAAGAAGCAGAUGUCAUCUUCUGCAGCACCUGUUAGUCAGUUAUUCAGCUUGAGCAAGAACAAGUCAUACCUAUUGACCUUCAUCAAGAACAAAGGUGUUGUCUGCAAGGUACCUGAGGAUAAAACAAACUUCUAUGCCCUCAUGGAUCUAAGCUGUCAUGAAGAUUUGGUCACAACAGUUGACUGGUCACAAUGUGCAGACACUGAUGUCUGUCUGACUGGUACCAAAGAUGGACAGAUAAACAUCUGCACACUGCUGUACCAUUGAACAGACUGCAGCUGUAUUGUUCUGGACCAUUGCAGCUGUACACUGACUUGCAUGUUUGACACCAUUCCCAAAAGGUCUUAAGGAACAUCUGUAACCAAUGUAUAUGACUGGACAAGUAUCUACAUGACUGGGGUGAUGCUGUAUGUGUGAGAUAUAUCACAAGUAUCUACAUGAUAUGCUGUGAGAUACUUGUCACUAGACAAGUAUUUACAUGACUAGAUGAUGCUGAUGUUAGAUGCCUGUCGCUCGACAAGUAUCUACGUGAUUGGGGUGAUGCUGUGAGAAAGGGGGAAAUGGUGUUUUACGCCAUGCCAGCAACUGAGGCUAUAUUACGGCAAGGCAGGCAGCCCUGUAAACAGAUGCCACAUGCAGAGAAAGAAUGAUGCUGUGACAUACUUGUCACUUGACAAGUAUUUACAUGACUGGAUGAUGCUGUGAGAUGCAUGUCAUUAGACAAGAAUUUCAGAGAACUCUUGAAAAGAAUAACAAGCAGUAAAAACAUAAUAAUGAUUUAUUUCAAGAUAAAAAAAAAAUGUAAAAUAAAAAUAUUAUAUACCAAGACUUUUGCUGUCAUCAUGUUCAUCGGUUCAGAUCUUGCCUCUGGCACGUAUAAUUUCCUCUCUUGUAGCACAAGUUUAUAAGGCCUUUUGUGAUAUAGCCUUAGUUGCUUAUUUAUUUUAAUACAACCAACUCUACAUAUCAACCAGUAUUGUAUGAUCUCCUUAGUAUGCCUGUUGCAGAAAUGCAAAGCCAUCAAGAUAGUUCUACAAAACAGAGCAAUUAGCACACUGACAACUGUAUCAAGCACCUUUCAGCCCUUUUAAAUUCUGCAUGUAUCGAAUCUGUAACUAAAAAGUAUUUUUUUCACAUGUUCAAUAGAAGGACACACCUAAUUCAUUUUGGAUUUGCAAGUUAUGUGUCAGACAGGAAGUUCAUUUCUGCACUUUCUUUUUUUUAAAUUACAAUUUUGAUUUCUCACAUCAUUGAUUUAUCAAACUUCAAGGCUAUAGUCUCUUUAACUUAAUGUUAGAAAAGUCUUGGUGGGCUUAAGUUCACAAAGAUAGAAUAUGUUGCAAAAGAUUGAACCGCCAAAUGUGAUCUAUGUGAGCUGUCAUCUGGUGCUCAGGUCACUGAGGUCAGCAGAGAACAUACUUCUUGCUAGAUGUAGACAUGUAACAGUUUACUUUAACUCUGUUCAUUGAGUGCUAUCAUGAUGAAGAAGGUUUAUGAGAAAAGUUUAAUCGUCUUGAUUUAUUUAGGGAUCAGUUAAUUGAACAAGAGUAUGAUCUCAAAUUUUGUUUGGAUGACUAUCACCUGAGCUUGAUAUAGUCAGAAUAAAUUCUUACCAUACACUGGAUUUAGUUCUGAGGGUUUCCAACUCCCUCUCUUCUCCCCUAAAUCAUAGUGGUGAUCACAAGGUCAUUCAAAUGAAAAAACUGAAGCUCCAGAAAUACCAGAAGAACAUUAAUGCAGGAGAUUCAUUGGUGAUUUAGGUCCACUUAAUCCAAAAGAAGACAGUGUUUUUGUACAAAAAUUGCUAAUAGUCAAGUUCCCUACCUUUUUUGUGUAUUAGGAUGGAAAAAUUAGUAACUAAUUCUAGAAUGUCAUGCAGUUGUGGUUAUAUAUUAUGUAAUACAAUUUCUGAAAAUAUGUAUAACAAAAACUCUGUGUUGCAUAACAUUAUUGUCAGUUAAUUUUCAUGUCUACAGGAUUGUGGAUAAUUUUUUUUUUCAACAGUCAACAGUCAGUUUAGACAUUGGCUUCAAAUAAAAACUUUACCUAAAGCA
Pomacea canaliculata is the source of this 4212-nucleotide messenger RNA. RefSeq names its product WD repeat-containing protein 91-like. The transcript has 16 exons. Lineage: Eukaryota; Metazoa; Mollusca; Gastropoda; Architaenioglossa; Ampullariidae. Gene Ontology annotation, molecular function: phosphatidylinositol 3-kinase regulator activity; protein binding. Bases 8 to 2425 code for a protein of 805 amino acids. Gene Ontology annotation, biological process: early endosome to late endosome transport. The record is from RefSeq and is a predicted model, not a curated record. Gene Ontology annotation, cellular component: extrinsic component of endosome membrane; late endosome membrane; early endosome membrane.